Molecule: messenger RNA, 1031 nt
Organism: Glycine soja
Lineage: Eukaryota; Viridiplantae; Streptophyta; Magnoliopsida; Fabales; Fabaceae
Exons: 3
Coding region: 1-828 (275 amino acids)
Molecular function (GO): protein binding
Source: RefSeq, a predicted model, not a curated record
AUGGAGGCUCACUGUCUCUUUACUUCAAAGGUUGUCACGCCGAGCUCAUUCCAGAUGUUUCGUCUGUCUAUAUAUGCAUUUGAUUUGAAAUACGUGAUUCUUCUCGGCCCUAUAAAUGGCCGUGAAACUCACUUACAAGAGUUUUCAAGCACACCCAAGACCAAAUUCUUUUUCCCUCUUCAUUCCUCAACGAAACUUGUCUCUGAUUAUCCAAAAUCGCGAGACUCAAUCAUGGAAUCCAAAGCCAUAGAUAAUACUAUUAAAAUCCUCUAUAGCUACGGCGGAAAGAUCCUUCCUCGCCACACCGACGCCAAGCUCCGUUACUACGGCGGCCACACCAGAGUCCUCUCCCUCCAUCCUUCCACUUCUUUCUCAGAGCUGAUACUAAAGCUUACCGAGUUGUGCGCUUCGCCGGUCACACUUAAGUGUCCAUUGCCGAACGGAGAUUUGGACACCUUGAUUUCCGUCACCAGCGACGAAGAUUUGGCUAAUAUAAUUCACUUAUACGAUCGAGCUUCUUCGUCGUUGCCUCAUCGCUUGAAGAUCAGAGCCAUUCUUUCGCCGCCGAAGAAACUGUCUCCUUCUCCGUCUUCACCUUCUUCCAGCGCAGCUCACUCUCCGUCCGGUGGUUCGCCUCACUCCGCCGCCGAUUCCCUGCCGUGCCCGGCGGCGCACCAGUUCGUCCGCCGUAAGUGCUCGCCGGUGCCGGUUGCGUAUCCGAUUAGCGUCCGUAGCGGAGCAGCAAAAGGCUGUAUGUACACGAGGCAGUUAGACGGAAGUCCGAGAUUCCUUUACCGUGGGGUUCACUGGAAUAAUUAUUGCCACUGAUGCAAAUUGCAAAGUUAUUUGUGGAGAUAAUUUUAAAAGGUUUCGUUAGGUUUAGAAUAUGAAUGAUACGAUGAUGACGAUGAAAAAUACCAAAAGAUUUGCUUGAGAUCAACGGUAUAUGAAAUUCUAGUAGUGUACAUUAUUAUCAGAGAGUUAUGUGUUUUAUUUUGAAAGAUAAAUUACUUAUUUCAUUUUUAUAAUUU